Molecule: messenger RNA, 1502 nt
Organism: Acinonyx jubatus (cheetah)
Lineage: Eukaryota; Metazoa; Chordata; Mammalia; Carnivora; Felidae
Gene: MOGAT3
Product: monoacylglycerol O-acyltransferase 3
Exons: 7
Coding region: 423-1412 (329 amino acids)
Biological process (GO): triglyceride biosynthetic process
Cellular component (GO): endoplasmic reticulum membrane
Molecular function (GO): diacylglycerol O-acyltransferase activity
Source: RefSeq, a predicted model, not a curated record
GCUCUCCGGGACGCGCGCUUGGAGAGCGCACGGCCUCGGCGGGGGCUUCUGGCCACGGCGGGCCGGCGGCGGGGGCUCAGUCGGCGGGCUCCCCAGCUUCUCCUGAGACUCCUUCCCACAACCGACGCCCCACCUCCCUCGCACACUUCCUGUCGCCUCCCACCUCCACCCCGAGGACCUCCUUGCAAGUUCAAAGAUCAUGCUGGAGACUGGCGCUUCGGAUCCAAGAUCUCCCCGUCCACUCCACAAACGCGCACAACACACCCGCGGUUCCGAGGGGGCCCCGAGGGCUUGGCCUUCUCGGGAGAAAGCCAUCCCGUCGGUGCCCAAACCUUCCUGGUUUGUGCUCGGGCCCCUGGAGCCCCGCUGGCAGAGGGGAGCUACUGGCAGAGUAGUCUCCGACGCCCCCGCUGCGCCUCGCCAUGAAAACCGUGCGGAAGCAGUGGCUGGAAGCAAUAAGCGCCUACCAGCUCGUGCUGUCUUUCCUCUUCAUGGGUCCUUUCUUCUCCCUUCUCCUCCUCUUCCUCCUCUUCACUCCACUCUGGUCUUUCUCUGUUCUCUACUUGGUGUGGUUCUUCCUGGACUGGGACACUCCCAACCGAGGUGGAAGGCGCUUUGCGUUCGUGAAAACCUGGAGUAUGUGGAAAGAGCUAAGGGAUUAUUUUCCGGUCAAGCUGGUGAAAACAGCAGAGCUGCCCCGGGACCGGAACUAUGUGAUCGGUGGUCACCCACACGGGAUCAUGAGCGUGGGAAAUUUCACUAAUUUCAACACGGAGAUGAACGACUCCUCCAAGCACUUCCCCGGGAUUCGGCUCACGUUGGCGGGACUGAGCUUCAUCUUCUACUUACCGAUCUACCGAGACUAUAUCUCGUCCUACGGAAUUUGUUCUGUGAAUCGGAGGAGCCUGGACUUUAUUCUCUCUCAGCCCCAGCCAGGGCAGGCUGUGGUCAUCAUAAUUGGGGGCGCCCAGGAGGCCCUGUAUGCAAUCCCAGGGACGCACCACCUCGUUCUGCGGAAUCGCAAAGGCUUCGUGCGCCUGGCACUGAGACACGGCGCCUCCCUGGUGCCCGUGUACUCCUUUGGAGAGAAUGAUAUCUUCCAUCUGAAGGCUUUUGCCCCCGGCUCCUGGCAAUACCUGUGCCAGGUUGCCUUCAAGAAGCUCACGGGAUACUCACCUUGCAUCUUCUGGGGUCGCGGACUCUUCUCAGCCAGCUCCUGGGGCCUGCUGCCCUUUGCCAGGCCCAUCACCACCGUGGUGGGCCGCCCCAUUCCGGUGCCCCAGAUCCUCUGCCCCACCGAGGAGGAGGUCAACCACUACCACAGGCUCUACAUGCAGGCCCUGGAGACACUGUUUGAGGAGCACAAGGAAAGCUGUGGCGUCCCUGCCUCAACUCACCUCACCUUUAUCUAGCCUCUUCCCCGCCCCCCAGCCCCCAGCCCCCUGGGACCUCCACCUAUGGCCAGCUGUACCACUCCAAUAAACGCUCUUUCUCUCCCACCA